Lactuca virosa is the source of this 3160-nucleotide messenger RNA. NCBI's taxonomy places the organism in Eukaryota, Viridiplantae, Streptophyta, Magnoliopsida, Asterales, Asteraceae. The record is from the annotation of a GenBank genome assembly.
AUUCUACUCAAAAUCCUAGUCGUUAAAUCAUAGGAGUAUCACCACUCUCUUUUUCCUACGGUAUAACCAUGCAAAUUGCGUAGAAUAUUUCUUGUUUUUUAGUAUGAUGGCAAUCUUUGUAUUGCGAUGGUUGUGGGGAUGUGUGUUUUUGGUGUUUUGUGUGGUCGUGUUCUCGGAUAUUGACAAUGGUGAUGUGGAGGCAAUUCGAGCUUUGAAAGAUCAAUGGAGAAAUACACCACCAAGCUGGAGAAGGUCUAAUGAUCCGUGUUCGUGGGAAGGUGUCACUUGUAGUGACACAAGGAUCAUCUCAUUGGGAUUGUCGAGCAUGGGAUUGGUGGGUCAGCUUGUUGGCGACAUUGGUGGGCUCACUGCGUUAACAUCCUUGGACUUGUCAUUUAAUGGUGGACUCACUGGUUCCAUAUCUCCAAGGAUAGGUGAUCUGAAAAUCCUUAGCAUUUUAAUCUUGGCAGGUUGUAGCUUUACAGGAAACAUUCCACCUGAAUUGGGAAAUCUUCAAGAGCUAUCAUUUUUGGCUUUGAACACAAACAAUUUAACCGGUGAAAUCCCUUCUUCAUUGGGAUCUCUCUCCAAACUUUAUUGGUUAGACAUCGCGGAGAAUCAUAUCACUGGAUCCAUUCCCAUAUCAACCGACACCAAACCGGGAUUAGAUCAACUAAAACAUGCUAAGCAUUUCCAUUUCAACAAGAACAGACUUUCGGGUGGAAUCCCCGAGCAACUUUUCAAUGGCGACAUGGUCUUGAUACAUGUAUUGUUUGAUGGAAACCAAUUAACGGGAAAAAUCCCGUCCACAAUUGGAUACGUGCAGACACUAGAGGUCCUUAGACUUGAUAGAAACGCCUUAUCAGGCGACGUGCCAUUGAACCUCAACAACCUUACGAGCCUAAGUGAAUUGAAUUUAGCUCACAACAAUCUAUUUGGAGAUUUACCCGACUUAAAUGGGAUGAACGUCCUGAGUUAUGUGGACUUGAGUAAUAAUUCAUUUCAUGGAUCGGACCCUCCAAUUUGGUUAUCUACCUUGCCAUCAUUAAGCACUUUGGUAAUGGAAUUUGGUUCACUUAAAGGAAAACUACCACAAGAUCUUUUCAGUUUAUCAGGAAUUCAACAAGUGAAACUAAAGAACAAUGAGCUGAAUGAUACAUUGAAUAUGGGAAGCAGCAUUAGUGAGCAAUUACAACUGGUAGAUUUGCAAAGCAAUGAGAUUGAAGCUGUGACACUGAGUAGUGAAUACAAAAACACAUUGGAACUAUCUGGAAACCCUGUGUGUGAUACAGCUCUAGCACACACAACUUAUUGCCAUGUUCAACAACAAACCUCAAAGGCAUAUUCCACAAGCUUAGCAAACUGUGGGAGUAAAUCGUGUCCAUUGGAUAAAAAACUCAGCCCUCAAACAUGUGAAUGUGCUUACCCGUAUGAAGGCACGUUGUACUUUCGUGCACCCUCGUUUAGAGAAUUAUCAAGUGUUAAUAUUUGGCAUUCUUUAGAAAUGAGCCUAUGGGUGAAACUAGGCCUUACACCUGGAUCAGUUUCCCUCCAAAAUCCGUUCUUCAAUUCGGAUGAUUAUCUUCAAGUGUAUUUGCAACUUUUUCCAGGAAAGGGUAACCAUUUUAACAGGUCUGAGGUUCGAAAAAUGGGGUUUUAUUUAAGUAAUCAAACGUAUAAGCCUCCUACAGGAUUUGGACCAUAUUUUUUCAUAGCAACUCCUUAUGACUUUUUCGAAGUCCAUGGAGGUGCUUCUAUAGGCAUUGUUACUAUUAUUGGGAUUGCUACUGGUAGUACCUUUGUGGUCAUGAUGCUUAUUGGGCUUUUUGUAUAUGCUAUUCGCCAAAAGAAACGUGCAGAAAAAGCAAUUGUUCUAAGUAGACCUUUUGCAUCUUGGGCUUCAGGUGGUAAAGAUGGUGGAGGUGCACCACAAUUAAAGGGAGCUAGAUGGUUCUCUUAUGAUGAACUAAAGAAAAGUACAAGUAACUUCUCCCACACCAAUCUGUUAGGAUCUGGUGGCUAUGGAAAGGUUUAUAAGGGAACGGUACUUGGAGGGCAAGUAGUUGCAAUAAAAAAAGCUCAACAAGCAUCCAUGCAAGGAGGACUGGAGUUUAAGACUGAAAUUGAAUUACUUUCACGUGUUCAUCACAAGAACCUUGUUGGUCUUAUUGGGUUUUGUUUUGAACAAGGAGAACAAAUGUUGGUGUAUGAGUUUAUGCGUAAUGGAACACUCAGAGACAGCUUGACAGGAAAAUCAGGAAUUUAUCUAGACUGGAAGAGGAGACUACGCAUUGCACUCGCAAAAGUUGCAGAUUUUGGCCUGUCUAAGCUAAUUUCCGACAGUGAAGCACACGUCUCCACUCAAGUCAAGGGUACAAUGGGCUAUCUAGAUCCCGAAUACUACAUGACACAACAAUUAACUGAAAAAAGUGAUGUAUAUAGCUUUGGUGUGGUAAUGCUUGAACUAGUAACAGCCAGACCACCUAUCGAAAAAGGGAAAUACAUUGUGCGAGAGGUGAAAAAGAAAAUGGAUACAACCGAUGAAGAGGAAUACGGGUUAAGAGCUUUAAUGGAUCCAAUCAUAAAAAACAUGACAUCAUUGAUAGGUUUUAAGAGGUUUAUACAACUAGCAAUGCAAUGUGUUGAAGAUUGUGCUACAGAUCGUCCAACUAUGAGUGAUGUUGUGAAGGCACUUGAGAACAUUUUGACUAACGAUGGACUUCAUACAGAUUCUACAUCUGCAUCUUCUUCUGCUACUGAGUUUGGGUCUGUGAAAGGCGCAAUUCAACAUCCUUACAGUGAAGCUACGCUUAAGAGGAAUGAGAGCUAUGGAUUUGAUUAUAGUGGUGGAUACAGUAUUUCGGCCAAAGUGGAACCUAAGUAAUGUAUUUCCGUGUCUAAAAAGCUAAUUUUGUAAUGAUUAUAUGUAUUUCGAAUCAUAUAUUGUAACAUGUUAUCCUCCCAACAUUUGGGAAGAUGUUUUCAGAUUCAAACUUUCCAUUGUCGUAAUGCCUAACGGAAGAUUGAAGUUACAGUUGUGCAUGAUAUCUUCAGUUCAAUGUAAAAAGCAAAAGGUUUGAUCACAUUACCAAUGACACACGGUUGAUACUUGAAGCAUUCGUUGAUUCCUUGGAAUUGAUUACUCAAUCUCGAGAAUUUG